This is a messenger RNA of Closterium sp. NIES-65, 264 nucleotides long. The record is from the annotation of a GenBank genome assembly. Lineage: Eukaryota; Viridiplantae; Streptophyta; Zygnematophyceae; Desmidiales; Closteriaceae.
AUGGUGCGGGUGGAGCUGGAGGGGGCGGUGGCGGUGGCGGCGGUGGCGGCAGAGGGAGUGGGGGUGGCGGCGGGACUAGUGGCGGGGGUGGUGGUGGUGGUGGCAGCAGCGGCGGAGACGGUGGUGGUGGUGCCAGCGGUGGUGGUGGAGGCAGCGGCGGAGGUGGAGGCGGCGGAGGUGGAGGCGGUGGAGGCGGCAGCGGAGGAGGCGGUGGUGGUGGAGGAGGUGGAGCUGGUCGGGGUGGGCUGGUGUAGCGAUCUUUGA